Salmo salar (Atlantic salmon) is the source of this 630-nucleotide messenger RNA. NCBI's taxonomy places the organism in Eukaryota, Metazoa, Chordata, Actinopteri, Salmoniformes, Salmonidae. The record is from RefSeq and is a predicted model, not a curated record.
AUGAGACCAAAGCUAAGAGAAUGUGUGAUAGAAGGCAUCGAAACAGCAGGGAACCAAACUCCCCUCAACAGGAUUUACACAGAGCUCUACAUCACAGAAGGAGAGAGUGAAGGGGUUAACAAUGAACAUGAGGUGUGGCAGCUAGAGACAGCAUCCAGGACACCAACCUCACAUGACACAGCAAUCCACUGCAAUGACAUCUUUAAACCCUUACCUGGCCAAGAGAGACGCAUCAGAACUGUGCUGACCAAGGGCAUCGCUGGCAUCGGGAAAACUGUCUCUGUGCAGAAGUUCAUCCUAGACUGGGCUGAAGGGAAGGCAAACCAAGAUGUGGAGAUCAUAUUUGUGCUUCCUUUCCGGGAGCUGAACUUGAUCAAAGAUCUCCAGUACAGUCUUCUCAGACUUUUAAAUGACUUCCACACAGAACUAGACAUAGGCAAUGCAAAGAAACUCACUGCCUGUAAAGCUAUGUUCAUCUUUGAUGGUUUGGAUGAAAGCAGACUUCCAUUGGAUUUCCAGCACGUUGAAAUGGUGUCUGAUGUCACCCAGACAUCAUCUGUAGAUGUUCUGCUGACAAACCUCAUCAAGGGGAAUCUGCUUCCCUCUGCUCUCCUUUGGAUAACCUCCUGA